This is a messenger RNA of Caenorhabditis briggsae, 1710 nucleotides long. NCBI's taxonomy places the organism in Eukaryota, Metazoa, Nematoda, Chromadorea, Rhabditida, Rhabditidae. The record is from RefSeq and is a predicted model, not a curated record. The coding region runs from base 1 to 1710 and encodes 569 amino acids. Gene Ontology annotation, cellular component: membrane. The transcript has 9 exons.
AUGAACUCUAAUAAUGCCUUGGAUCUCAAAUCAAAGCGAAUCGUGUACCAAAUGAGUCUAGAGCUGGAGCAAACCGAUGUCAAUCAUGAUUUUCAUAAUGCUCUUCUCUCACUCCAAAUGCCAGAUCUCGACAAAAACUCCGGUUUCGAUGGUUUCCUGAAACUCCAAGAAGACAUCAAAGAAUCUCUCAGGAAUUUUAUGCGAUUCGGGCAAAAGUCCGAUUUAUUAUCCCAGCUAAACGGUCAACAACUCAAAUGUGUCAGCCAGAUGUUGAAAUCUCGAUCUACGACAUCUUCUAGUGGAAAAACAUCGAAUGGCGAAUAUUCUGGCGAGCGAAUCAGGGCGAAAAGUGUGAAAGCCGUUGAAGAAGACAUUCCCCCAGUACCAUUUGGAAUACCACCGUUAGAAGUCAAUGGUUUGUAUCGGGACGAUGGUUUGGAUGAGGAGGAGCACUAUAGCGAUAUGGAUUGGCUCAACAGUCAACGUUCAAGCAGAUUCCCAGAGGAACCCAUACCGAAAUCUGCACCUGUCAAGUCCAAAACUCCAGAAGUUCCGAAAUCUGUGAAAUUUUCGGAACCAGUCAAAAAAAUAGCUUCAAGAGCGAGACCGAUUCAGAAAUCUGAUGCUCAGAUUCAAACUGAUCAGUUGGUGUUGAAGAAGGAUGAGCAAGAAGAGAAUUUGAAGAAAACUAGUGGGAGGAGUGAGAAAAUUACCGCUGAAACUGGAACCAACUGUCGAUUGCUGAUCACUCCAAGAGUAGAAGAGGAUUUUUCUGGUAAAUCCUCUCCACUUUUAUCACCAAUCAGUACAGUACCCUCGGAUAUUAGUGAAGGAGAAGUCUUGGGACCGGUGAGCAAUGUGAUUGUGGUCCGAACCGAUGGAUCGAUUGUGCCAACGCCGCGUGUCUUGGAGGAUGAUGAAGAAAAUAUUCUAAUUGCUAAAUCGGUUAGCCCGUUUGGUGUGGCUGAAAUUGAUAUCCCGGACACACCUCCGCCUAAAAUCUCCUACAAAAAUCGGAGAGCCGGGAAAGGCGAGGCCUAUGAGCCCACAUCUCACGAGCAUGUCGCAAAUACAGUAUCCCAUGCAGUCGGUAUAGGACCAUCCAUAUUCAUUUUCUACUUUUUUAUGUGUGAAUAUGCCCAUCGAGAACUACAGCAUAUCCUUAUGGUGAUUUAUGGAACAUUCACAACACUAUUAUUCACCACCAGCACUGUUUAUCAUUUUUGCGAGUUUCUGUUCCGACAACAGAAUAAGCAUCGAAAACUACGAUACUAUCUUCAUAUUUGUGAUCGUGCAGCUAUCUAUUUGUUCAUCGCUGCUUCAUAUACUCCUUGGUUAACUUUAAGACACUGCGGUUUACCAGGUCUCAAUUUAAAAUGGAUGAUAUGGGUGUUCGCGCUGCUCGGCAUACUGUACCAGUACAACUUUCACGAAAGAUACAAAACGCUGGAAACCAUUUUAUACAUUUUCAUCGCCGCCGGACCAUCCGUUGCAAUUUUCACAAUGAACGAUCGAACGGGUCUCGAGUGGAUGAUGAUCGGAGGAAUGAUGUACGCAGUUGGUGUUGUCUUCUUCAAGCUAGAUGGGAUUCUGGCGUUCGCUCAUGCGAUAUGGCACGUCUUUGUAAUUCUAGGCGCAUCGUGUCAUACCUAUGCGGUCUAUGCGUUCUUGUUGGGUCCGGAUAAGAAUAAUCCCGUGCCGGACGUUUGA